AUGUGGAGGGAGGGAGGGACUGCUCCCCGCUGCCCCCACCUCUCACUGCCCCCCUCUGCUCCCCGCUGCCCCCACCUCUCACUGCCCCCCGCUGCCCCCCACUGCCCCCACCUCUCACUGCCCCCCGCUGCCCCCCCCUCUCACUGCCCCCACCUCUCACUGCCCCCCGCUGCCCCCCCUCUCACUGCCCCCACCUCUCACUGCCCCCCUCUGCUCCCCGCUGCCCCCACCUCUCACUGCCCCCCUCUGCCCCCCGCUGCCCUCCUCUGCCCCCACCUCUCACUGCCCACUCUGCCCCCCGCUGCCCCCCACUGCCCCCACCUCUCACUGCCCCCCUCUGCUCCCCGCUGCCCCCACCUCUCACUGCCCCCCUCUGCCCCCCGCUGCCCCCCGCUGCCCCCCACCUCUCACUGCCCCCACCUCUCACUGCCCACUCUGCCCCCCACUGCCCCCCACCUCUCACUGCCCCCCGCUGCCCCCCCCUCUCACUGCCCCCCCUCUCACUGCCCCCACCUCUCACUGCCCCUCGCUGCCCCCCCUCUCACUGCCCCCACCUCUCACUGCCCCCCACUGCCCCCACCUCUCACUGCCCCCCGCUGCCCCCACCUCUCACUGCCCCCCGCUGCCCCCACCUCUCACUGCCCCCCGCUGCCCCCCACUGCCCCCACCUCUCACUGCCCCCCUUUGCCACCCCGCUGCCCCCACCUCUCACUGCCCCCCACUGCCCCCACCUCUCACUGCAACCUGCUGCCCCCACCUCUCACUGCCCCCCGCUGCCCCCCACUGCCCCCACCUCUCACUGCCCCCCUUUGCCGCCCCACUGCCCCCACCUCUCACUGCCCCCCGCUGCCCCCACCUCUCACUGCCCCCCGCUGCCCCCACCUCUCACUGCCCCCCGCUGCCCCCCACUGCCCCCACCUCUCACUGCCCCCCUUUGCCGCCCCGCUGCCCCCACCUCUCACUGCCCCCCACUGCCCCCACCUCUCACUGCCCCCUGCUGCCCCCACCUCUCACUGCCCCCCGCUGCCCCCCACUGCCCCCACCUCUCACUGCCCCCCUCUGCCCCCACCUCUCACUGCCCCCUGCUGCCCCCACCUCUCACUGCCCCCCGCUGCCCCCCACUGCCCCCACCUCUCACUGCCCCCUUUGCCGCCCCACUGCCCCCACCUCUCACUGCCCCCCUCUGCCUCCCACUGCCCCCACCUCUCACUGCCCCCCUCUGCCCCCCGCUGCCCCCCGCUGCCCCCAACUGCCCCCCACUGCCCCCACCUCUCACUGCCCCCCUCUGCCCCCCGCUGCCCCCACCUCUCACUGCCCCCACCUCUCACUGCCCCCCACUUCCCCCACCUCUCACUGCCCCCUCUGCCCCCCCACUGCCCCCCACCUCUCACUGCCCCCCCGCUGCCCCCCCUCUCACUGCCCCCACCUCUCACUGCCCCCCACUGCCCCCACCUCUCACUGCCCCCCUCUGCCCCCCACUGCCCCCACCUCUCACUGCCCCCCUCUGCCCCCCACUGCCCCCACCUCUCACUGCCCCCCGCUGCCCCCCACUGCCCCCACCUCUCACUGCCCCCCUUUGCCGCCCCACUGCCCCCACCUCUCACUGCCCCCCUCUGCCUCCCACUGCCCCCACCUCUCACUGCCCCCCGCUGCCCCCCGCUGCCCCCCUCUGCUCCCCGCUGCCCCCUGCUGCCCCCCUCUGCUCCCCGCUGCCCCCCGCUGCCCCCCUCUGCUCCCCGCUGCCCCCUGCUGUCCCCCACUGCCCCGUUACCCCCACUGCCCCCCGUAGCCCCCCUGCCAUUCCAUAUCCAGUCCACCAAACCCUGUAUGGCCUCUUGUACGGUUAGUGUUAGUGGAAGCCCAGAUAGCACAUUUGAAUCCUUCGAAGUUCUUGGAACGUACAUCUUUGGUUUCACAUUGGUUGUGGGAUCGAAGCCAUACAUUUCCUGA
Oncorhynchus kisutch (coho salmon) is the source of this 1950-nucleotide messenger RNA. RefSeq names its product proline-rich extensin-like protein EPR1. NCBI's taxonomy places the organism in Eukaryota, Metazoa, Chordata, Actinopteri, Salmoniformes, Salmonidae. The record is from RefSeq and is a predicted model, not a curated record. The transcript has a single exon. Bases 1 to 1950 code for a protein of 649 amino acids.